Messenger RNA from Hemibagrus wyckioides, 2100 nucleotides. RefSeq names its product zinc transporter ZIP1-like. The transcript has 4 exons. Gene Ontology annotation, cellular component: plasma membrane. Gene Ontology annotation, molecular function: zinc ion transmembrane transporter activity. The record is from RefSeq and is a predicted model, not a curated record. NCBI's taxonomy places the organism in Eukaryota, Metazoa, Chordata, Actinopteri, Siluriformes, Bagridae. Gene Ontology annotation, biological process: zinc ion transmembrane transport. The coding region runs from base 296 to 1153 and encodes 285 amino acids.
UUGUCAGUAAACUUGACGCGCACUUUCCCGUUAGUUUAGCGGACGGAGCACUGCGGCGAAAUGCCAAACCAGCGCAUGCGCACUACUUAUGUGCCCUAUGGAAGCUGCAGCAUUAUGGCGUAAGCAGCCUACUUAGUGCACUAGAGAUAAAGGAGGGAUUGAUUUGUAGCCCGGGGUCAGGAGUUUUUAGAAUUCACGGCCCGAGACUGACCGCUCCAGAGGUACAGCUAACCUCACUCAGCUCGCUGACCCCAAAAUCCCCGAGUGUGUGUGUGUGUGUGUGUGUGUGUGUGUAAUGAUGUCACUGGUUUCCAGUGUGGUUAACGGUGUGGGAUCGGAGCUGGUGUGUGUGUUGGUGUAUGUGGUGUGUGUGUUGGUGUGUGGGUUUGGGGCACUCGGAGCACUGAGAGUGUCGUGGAGAAGCGGAUCACACUCAGACACCCGUCUCUCCUCUCUCAGCUGUCUCUCUGCAGGUGUGUUUUUAUCGUCCUGUCUGCUGGACAUUAUUCCAACUUUUCUAAAAGAAAUGAGAGAGACAUUCACAGAGCUCAGCGUGAUCCUGUACUUCCCGGUGCCAGAGUUCAUCAUGUCUGUGGGUUUCCUGUUCCUGCUGGUGAUGGAGCAGCUGCUCCUGACCCUGAGGGACGAGCGUGAGGGACAGCACGGACAGACAGAUGGACGAGAGGAGAAGGAAGCCCUGUGCUCGGGGGCGGUCCGGCCGCGUCCCGAUCCCUCCCUGUCCCCCCUCCGUUCGUCCAUGCUGCUCCUGUCCCUCUGUCUGUUCUUCACCCUGCAGGGUUUAUCGGCGGAGACGGUGCGGCCGCGUCCCCAUCUCCUCCUGCGCACUGCCCUGGUCUCCUGCAGCCUGGCCGUCCUGCUCAUUCACGGUCAGAUGAGACGCUUCGCGGUGUCGGUCAGCAUGGCAGCGCUGUCCUCGGCGUUCCCACUUGGACUCAUCCUGCGGCACGCACAAACACACUGGUCCUUCCACCUGGCUCGCUCCACGCUCCAGGGGCUGAGUGUAGGGAGCUUCAUCUACCUCGUCUUCAUGGACGUCCUGCCCCGCGUAACGAGCGCUAACCAGAAACGUAUCGCUAAUGUAACACUGAUCCUCACGGGGUUCAGUGUGUUCACCGCCAUGCUGCUCCUCUAACACGCGCACACACACACACCCACACACACCCACACACACACUCACGGGGUUCAGUGUGUUCACCGCCGCGCUGCUCCUCUAACACCCACACACACACACACACACACACACCCACACACACACACACACACACACACACACACACACCCACCCACACACACACUCACGGGGUUCAGUGUGUUCACCGCCGCACUGCUCCUCUAACACCCACCCACACACACACCCAUCCACCCACACACACACACACACUCACGGGGUUCAGUGUGUUCACCGCCGCACUGCUCCUCUAACACCCACACACACACACACACACACACACACACACACACACACCACACACACACCCAUCCACCCACACACACACACACACUCACGGGGUUCAGUGUGUUCACCGCCGCACUGCUCCUCUAACACACACCCACACACACACACACACACACACACACACACUCACGGGGUUCAGUGUGUUCACUGCUGUGCUGCUCCUCUAAACAUACACACACACACACACACACACACACACACAGAUAUCUCAGUACAAUCUGUACACUACAUCUUCCCUAGCAAAGUGUUGAACACUCACAGUCCAGUUACCAUGACAACUGGUGAUGUUCUGAAUCACUAUGGGAUAUAAAUAUGGACACACACACUACAAAUGUCUGACCUUAGAAGUGGACAGUUGUGAGUGUAAGUGUAGAUGUAGGACUUCCUGUUUGUGAUGUAAACAUGUUUCAUUAAACUCAGAUAUUUUAUCCACAUUCCCUCUGUUCUCUCUUCUACUGAACUACACACAGGGCUCUGGAUACUGCAGGGUACCUCAUCUACACUACUGUACCAUUAACCAGUGUGUGUGUGUACAGCUCUGGAAAAAAAUAAGAGCCCACUGCCCAAUCUCCAGAUGUGAACCCUAAACCUCACGAAUAAAUGGUCACAAACCAUCAAGCAAA